Messenger RNA from Boeremia exigua, 1777 nucleotides. RefSeq lists its product as uncharacterized. NCBI's taxonomy places the organism in Eukaryota, Fungi, Ascomycota, Dothideomycetes, Pleosporales, Didymellaceae. The record is from RefSeq and is a predicted model, not a curated record. The transcript is spliced from 2 exons. Bases 284 to 1777 code for a protein of 497 amino acids.
AGACAGACAGCCCUUUUCAGUCAGUCUAGCCUCGCGCCCUCAGCCUCACCCCAUCACUCACCUUUGUUCCCGCGACCAAACCCGCACCAAUGGCGCUACCCAUGCACCUAAGCCUAGUCAACCAGACCCCAAAACCCUUAUAUCAUCAUCAACGUCAUGUGAAGAGCCGCCACUUAUACGGCUGUCAUCCAAAUAUCAGCCUGUCAUGCACGUCUACGUGCCGAUAGCAUCGGUUUAAUACGCUCGUGCAUUCCUCAACGAUUCUGACAUUGCUGCCGUGAACAUGUCCCUCGAAAACGAAAUCCCAACCCAGGGUUCUGCGCUCGCGAGGGUCCUCUCGCUACCGUACGAACUGCUGCAGUCGGUCUUCAAUUCAAUCGCCGCCUUCGAGCCUUGGACGGAUACGCCGAUUUUGGAUCGCGGGAGUGCAGAUAUCGCUGACAAGGAGCUGAUGCAUAUCAAAGACACGAUGAUGCUCAAUACGAUUCCGAUUAAUCGACACGUGCUGGGUAUCUCUAGUGAUGGCGAAUGGCUUAUGAUGGUCCUUUCUCGGCAUCCGUACCAUCUGUCGCGGCGUGAUGGAUUCGCCUUGUCAUCGGUCGUCAUGCAGGCACUGAGAAGAAUGAACGUGCGUUUGCAGAAAAUGCACUCGGAUGCGAGAGCUUUGGAGACUGGUGUUUUGGCGUUCAAGACCCCUGCACGCGCUCUUGAGGAGAGUCCCAUAUCAGUGGAUGAGAAGGAUAUAGCGGCCAAGGAUAAAACUCGUAACACAAUAUCGGAUACUCCCUCGAUGACGCAGUACCACGCCAGCGUCCAAUCUGAAGAAAAAUCGCACUUCAUGGAACACUCCAUCAAAUCGUCCCGCACUUCUCGAGCUACUGGAAAUACAUCCCUCUCUUCGACCGCCCUCACAACAUACAAUCCAGCGCCAGUGCUCAAGCUGAGUAACCAAGACCUCCUGCAGAUCACACGCCAGCAAGACAUACAAACCACGACACACCACCUCUGUGCCCUCCUCCUCGCCACCCUCCUAACCCUCGCUCAGUGCCGCCUCGACCUUACCACAACCCUCGAGAAACUCGAGCGCGACACCCCCAUCCCCUCCAUCGAGCCCAGCGAAACCAGGGCCUUCGCAACCCCAGACAACAGCCCCCCGCCAGACCGCACGCGCAGCCUCUCCGGCUCCACCGUCGCAGACCCCUUCCCCUUCCACCAGCCACUGUCCUUCUCCGCCAUAUCCACCGUGUGCGAUCUGGGAACCCGCGAGGAGGUGCGGUGGGCGGAGAAGCGGGGCACCGAGUGCGAAGGCGCGGGCACGCCGCCCAAGCGGCCGAAGCUGGCGGGGUACAGGAAGGUUAGUAAUGGGCGUGUGGCGGCGCUUAUGGAUCGGUUUGAGAGGUUCCAUCUAGAGGUGGGGACGCGUGACUCGAUCAUUCGGCGGUGUUGGUUGCUUGGGCGAGCGGCUGCGGGUGUAGAGAGGGGUUCUGCUGCUGAUGCAGUGCGGCGUCGGUGCAGAGACGCGGUAUAUACUUUUCUAAAACGUUUUCUUCAAGUCGUCGGCACAACCAUGAACGGGUGUGACCCGAAGUAUGCGCCCGGCAUUGUUGGCACCACCAGUACCACCCAGGAAGUACGCAGCCGCCCCAACCCCGUCUACUCACAACCGAUUCGGCACUUCCUGCUAUCCUUGGACGGCAGCCUUGGCAAGCUGUCUCGCGACACCAAAGCCUGGGCAAGGACGCCUGGCUCCGCACUCGGUGUCACCACUGCGAGGUAG